UGUAAACUCAUUCGCAGCAGAGAGACCUAAGAGAGCCAACCAUCCCCCCUUUUACUUAACUGGAUCCGAUGCAGGCACUAAGUGCAGAUCUAAGGGUGCCAGAGCCCACUCCAGAAAAUGAUGGCAUUUCUGAAGGCCUCAAGAGAAGCCACCAAAACAAUGUGGUUCUUGAGAAGUUUGCCCAAAACAUUACAGAGAACAUAAUCCAGUCGUUUAUAAGCCAAAUGGAAAUGGUGGAACCAGAGGUGGACUGUGUGGUGUCCGGAUUUAAUCAAAACCAGGAGAUGUUGGCUGAAGAGUUAGCCUCAGCAGUGAUAGAGGUUGCUCUGAGGGAGGUGUGUAACAGUCAAAACAUGGAGGACCAUCUGGAGGGUUUCCAGAGUUCAAGACCUUUUAUGAAUGAUUCUGAGAGUGAAAUAGACUUUUUGGGCAUGGACUCAGAGACGGAGCCAGGCAAAGAAACCCAGACUUCCAAAGACACACAGCCCUGCUACCCACCUCUGUCCCAAUCAGGGCUACCUGUCAUGGGAUCCCUGGACUACCCAGACGCCCCUCCAACCACGCCUCUCCUCCCUGAGCUUGAGAGGAGCAGGAACAGUUUUGCCAGGAAGCUAAAAGGAGGCUUGGCAAAGGUUUUUCUGCCUUCACCGCCUCCGCCAACCCCAAAGGACGAAGACCCCCACUCAGACAGUGCCAUUACGGACCCCAGGGUGGAGUUAAUGGAGCACCUGAUGCACUCACUGCCCACAGAUGAUUUGGCAAGAGACUCUCUUGAAGUAGGAACUCACCAUGGAGACAAUAUGGAGGCUUUUGCGGAGGCUCUUUCAUGCGAUAUCCUCGACUGGGUCUUGAGUGGCAGAAACAAACAGCAAAUACCAGAUAGCAAUCUUCACCUACUAGCCCACCAACUGGCUGAAACCAUCAUCACCUCCUCUCUUGAUGAAGCUAAAAUAUCUUUCUAGUGUUUUAAUGAGGUACACACACUCGAAAGAACAAAAAUAUUGAGACCCACCCACACGUUGCCUCCUGCCUGACAUUUUCAUUAAAGUGUGGUUUACUGCAAUAAUAUUGUUCAAGAAUCUGAAGCUAAUUUUGUUCUUUUGUUCUAAAUUUAUUUCUCAAUAAAGUUCAGUCAAAGCUCAUCCAGAUGAA
Molecule: messenger RNA, 1152 nt
Organism: Micropterus salmoides (largemouth bass)
Lineage: Eukaryota; Metazoa; Chordata; Actinopteri; Centrarchiformes; Centrarchidae
Exons: 2
Coding region: 69-962 (297 amino acids)
Source: RefSeq, a predicted model, not a curated record